AUGGCCUGCUGCAUCCAUCGUCGAUCGAGUGACACGCUGUUUUUUGUGUUCUUUGUGGUUUGCUGUGUACAUAUAUGCGAUGUCUCAGGGGAAACAGCUCGUGCAAGGAGUGCAAUCUCGAUAUUUGACAGGUACGAGGAAUCCUUGUCCGACGAGGCUCUGCGGUACCUGCAUGCCAAAGGGAUCAACAAAUCACGACAAAAGGAGGGAGUCAGAAAGAACCUGCGCCAUGCAAAACUCAGUCUGAAGGAUAGGAAGGAGGGACGAGCCGUAGGGAUUGAGAGAAAAGACAAAGCCCAGGCCGAUGUCGAAAAUGGCGAAACAGAGCGGAGAGAGAUCUGUGUUGGAAAGGCAGCUCAGCGAAUGUUGAAUGCGGAUGAUCAGGAAGUUAUUCGAAACGCCAAGCCUAAGAAAAAGACAUGUGACAACUCGGGCAACAAGAAAAAACUCAAGGAAAUCUCGAAAGGAGAUAUUCUGCUGGACUCUGAUACAUAUUACUGUGGCACAAAGAAGAAGCUGUCAGCACGAGCAUACAAAACACCGAAGGGGAAGAAGAAAGAUUCUGUCUUCCCUCCCAGUGGAAUCGAGAUGCUAGAGCAAAACACCUUGAAAGAAGAUUCCAUUGUUCUUGAGCAGGACUUGGAGAGGAUCUCCCCUGAGAAGGCGAUAGAUUCUUCUCCGAUUCUAGCUUCACAUGUCACUGAGAGCUCAUCAUGGUCGUUACAAUCUUUGAAUGACCAAUUCCAAGACAUCUGUACUGAUGCCACCUUGCCCAAUCCUCUAAACUCAGUCACUGAGAGUGGAGAGGAUUAUUCUUUCGUUCAAGGGUCUCCGGGAAAACUUGAUCAUUUGAACCUCACCAAUGCAUCUGGCGCAGAAACUUAUGAAAGAAAAGCAAAAAAAAAGAAAUCCACCAUUAGGAGGGAUCCAUUGAAAGUCAGCGAGGGACCAGGUUCAGAAUCGAUUGGAAGUGCCAUACAAGGAGACCAAAUUGUAGAUUCUUUCAAUUCCACAGACGGAGAUGUUAAAACGCAAUUGGAAUGUUGUAUUGUAGUCGAUGGAAAACCGAAUGCUCUUAAGCGACCUAGACAUCUUGUUGGGGGCCAUACGUACGAUCCCAACACGAGAGAGAAGAAGAGAUUUUUGAAGGAGUGCGGGGACCAGCUACCACAGAAACCUUGGCAAGGAGCGAUGUCGCUCACUCUAGAAUUUCACAUGCCUCGCCCGAAGAUUCAUUUUAGUUCCAGGAAAGCAAGUCUUGGUCAACUCAAGGAUUCCGCUCCUGUCUAUCCUGCUAAAGUUCCUGACUUGGACAACCUGGUGAAAUUCGUUUUGGAUGCGCUGAAUGAAAAAUUGUACCAGGAUGACAAACAGAUAUGUGAGAUUGUUGCUCGCAAGAUAUAUCAGAACACUUCAGGGGACGGACGCACUAUCGUCUAUGCGAAGUUUUUGGAAUCCAGCGCUUAG
This is a messenger RNA of Guillardia theta CCMP2712, 1467 nucleotides long. RefSeq lists its product as hypothetical. Gene Ontology annotation, biological process: DNA repair; DNA recombination. The transcript is spliced from 8 exons. The coding region runs from base 1 to 1467 and encodes 488 amino acids. Lineage: Eukaryota; Cryptophyceae; Pyrenomonadales; Geminigeraceae. The record is from RefSeq and is a predicted model, not a curated record. Gene Ontology annotation, molecular function: magnesium ion binding.